This is a messenger RNA of Peronospora farinosa, 1701 nucleotides long. NCBI's taxonomy places the organism in Eukaryota, Oomycota, Peronosporomycetes, Peronosporales, Peronosporaceae. The record is from the annotation of a GenBank genome assembly.
AUGGGAAUUUUUAAGGUGUUAGAGGAGCCUUUACCUCCUGAAUGGGAAGUCGCCAUGUCCCGUUCCAAGCACAUGCCGUACUAUUACAACGUACAAACGAAGAAAGUGUAUUGGGUUGAUGACGAGCUUCCACGUGGUUGGUCACAUCAGUUCGAUCGAGAUGGGCGACGUUUUUACUUUCAUGUUCGGGACAAGAAUGGCACCAUCUCAUAUGACAAACCCAGUUUAGCACCAUCAGUGCCGUUAAUGAAUGCACUUGAUUCUUCAGAGCCACUUCCGAUUCCGGUGUCGUCCUACGAUGACUCGGAGUUGCCCCAAGUUCCAACGACGGACUCACUUGAUGGCCACGCACGAGCUGAUUCAGGCGAACCACCACAACUUGUAAGGAAGAAAUCCAAUUCUCUUAUGGACUUGCUGAGUCCAGGACCUCCUGCUCUUGGACCAGAGGAACUACUACAAGAUAACGAGUCUCCAAGAGCGCCACCGGUGCAAAUGAUGACGACGAUGAACAUUACCAAUUUGGUGUCAGAUCCUGAGAAAUUGCUGGAAACGGGGGACAAGGUCAGUAGCUCUAAGAGGUCGUAUGAUGUCAUGUCCAGAGACUACGAUGAGGAAAACCGAGAGAAAGACCCGGAUGCUGCGGCGGCAUUUUACAAUCAGUUACAACGAAGUGCUCAGAGUGACAGAGCAGACAGUUUACUCUUUCAUAUGCGUGCACUGAACAACUGGGUAAAGUCUAUCUUGAUUAACGAAUACUCUGGACGUGAGGGAGAUCGGGUGCUGGACUUGGCGUGUGGCAAAGGUGGAGAUCUUAUGAAGUGGACCAAGCGCAAUCUUGCCGCGUACGUGGGUGUGGAUAUCGCGCAGAAGUCGUUGGAGGACGCAGUAGAGCGGUACACUUCCUUCUCGCGCGGUGGAAGAGGAGGCGGUGAUCGGGAUAGGAAAAAGACCGAGGUGAAAUUUAUUCAAGGCGAUCUAGGUGUGGUGGACUUGCUGCGCGAUACGAUGCACUGCUGGAGCGAGCAUGAGGGAUGGCACGACGCGGUACCGCUUGAAAGCUCCGCGGUAGGCAACUUCAAUAUCGUGUCGGUACAAUUUUCAUUCCACUACAUGUUUGGUGACGCAGAGCGCGCAAACCGUUUCUUCUCUACCGUUCACGAGCUACUUACUGAUGGUGGUGUGCUGAUCGCAACGACGGUCGAUCCGAACAAACUGUUAAUGAAGUAUUACCAGGGUUUGCGGCCACCGGAGAAGGAAAAGGAAGAUCGAGCGGUGAACAAGCCUGAUGUGAGCAUUGUGGACGAAAAGAAGCGCGAGGUAUGCUGCAUACGUUUUGACGCAGCUACACGCGCUCAGUUAUCAGGGCCAGGCGCAGCAUCCAAAGGAUCUUUUGGUCUGCGCUACAACUUUACGUUGCGUGAUCGCGUGGAGGAUGACGGGGACAGCGGUGGUAGCCAAGCCGUAGAUCUUCCUGAAUAUCUAGUGCCGGACGAUUUGGUUGCCGAGCUACUACGUGAGCACGGCUUCGAGCUCCUUUUAAAGCAGAACUUCCACCACUUUAUUCAGCAGCGCAAGGACCAGGACCGCAAUCAUUCGCUGCUGGAAAAGAUGCACGUGACCAAUAUUCGCGGCUCCAUAUCGGAUGCUGAGUGGGAAAUCGCUGGACUUUAUCAGGUACUCGCUUUUAAGAAGUCCUAUUGA